Drosophila innubila is the source of this 949-nucleotide messenger RNA. Its product is annotated as probable maleylacetoacetate isomerase 2. Bases 22 to 756 code for a protein of 244 amino acids. Gene Ontology annotation, biological process: glutathione metabolic process; L-phenylalanine catabolic process. NCBI's taxonomy places the organism in Eukaryota, Metazoa, Arthropoda, Insecta, Diptera, Drosophilidae. Gene Ontology annotation, molecular function: glutathione transferase activity; maleylacetoacetate isomerase activity. The transcript is spliced from 3 exons. Gene Ontology annotation, cellular component: mitochondrion; cytoplasm. The record is from RefSeq and is a predicted model, not a curated record.
UUUCAAUAUUAAAAUAACAUAAUGAGUGCACUAAGGAGUCCGGUGGGAAGGUUGUUGCAUUCCACUGUUUUAAAAUAUGGAACUCGUCUAUCCAGUUCCACUGUCCCCAAAGAUGCCAGACCGGUUCUCUACUCUUACUGCCACAGCUCAUGUUCCUGGCGAGUACGUAUUGCACUGGGAUUAAAGAAGGUACCAUAUGAGAUUAAAGCAACCAGCUUGCUGAAGACAGAUGAGACACAUUGCUAUACCAAUGAGUAUCGGGAACUGAAUCCAAUGCAGCAGGUGCCAGCGCUUCGAAUUGAUGGGCAGACUCUAUGUGAUUCGGUGGCUAUUAUGCACUAUCUGGAAGAGACUCGACCGGAGCACCCACUUCUGCCAAUAGAUCCGAUUAAGCGCGCCAAAGUUCGGGAAAUUGUGGAAAUUAUUUGCUCCGGUAUUCAGCCUUUGCAGAAUCGUCUUGUAUUGGCACACUUGGGCAAGGAAAAGAGCAUGGAAUGGGCGCAACAUUGGAUAUCACGGGGCUUUCGGGGACUGGAGCAAGUGCUGUCCGCUUCCUCUGGGAAAUAUUGUGUUGGCGAUGAAAUUUCCAUGGCUGAUUGCUGCCUUGUGCCACAGGUCUUCAAUGCCAGAAGAUAUAAGGUUGACUUGGAACCCUAUCCAACAAUUUUGCGUAUUGAUCAGACUUUGGGAAACAAUGCCGUUUUUCUCGACUGUCAUCCAAACAAUCAGCCCGAUUAUGCAGAGAACAAGGAUUGAUGUGGGUCAAAUUGUUUCAUUUUAUUUGCUUAAUUUCCAUUUAGAUAAACAUAACUUAGUGGAUUACCGAUCAGCAUUGAAUGAAAGCCUAAAUCGAUGCGAUUAAAAACCAAAUAGGCAUUUAUGUAUAUAAAUGUCAGCCAAUAUAAAUAAAUAUUAUUAUGUAUUCCAAUAAAAGUUACUCAAUUUUUAA